This is a messenger RNA of Chelonia mydas (Green sea turtle), 2238 nucleotides long. RefSeq names its product zinc finger protein OZF. The record is from RefSeq and is a predicted model, not a curated record. NCBI's taxonomy places the organism in Eukaryota, Metazoa, Chordata, Testudines, Cheloniidae. Gene Ontology annotation, biological process: negative regulation of transcription by RNA polymerase II. The transcript has 7 exons. Gene Ontology annotation, molecular function: DNA-binding transcription repressor activity, RNA polymerase II-specific; RNA polymerase II cis-regulatory region sequence-specific DNA binding. The coding region runs from base 191 to 1930 and encodes 579 amino acids.
GGCCCGGACCAGACGCUGCUGCUGCCUCCCUGGGACCCGGGAGCCCGGACUGGGCAGCUGCUGCCCCCCCCCGGGGUCCCUGCUGGGGGGGGCCUGUCAUUAACCCCUCCGUGCCCGGCCGGGGAGGUAUCUGCAGCUGGGACCAGCCCCGGGCUCUGCCCGCCCCCAGCCGGAGCCCCCCGGCUGCAGAAUGACAUCCAUGUUUCACUCCAGCUCAUCCCGUCCUCCCAUGGGACAGGGGAGAGAAAUGGCUGCAGAGGAGCCAGCUGAGGGGCCGGUGACCUUCGAGGAGGUGGCUGUGUAUUUCACCAGGGAAGAGUGGGCUCUGCUGGACCCCGCUCAGAGAGCCCUCUGCAGAGACGUCAUGCAGGAGAACUAUGAGAAUGUGACCUUGCUGGGAUCACCCCAACAUGCCAGUGACACACACACGACCAGCGACCCUCCCCUGCUGCAGAACACUUUGGGAACAGAGCACAGGAGCAGUAUCGCACCGUGUCAAGUAUCUCCUGUUUGCUCAAGGUUUCCAGUUUCCAAACCUGAUGUGCUCUCCCAGCUGGAACAAGGGGAAGAGCCAUGGGUCCCAGACCUCCAGGUUUCAGAGGAAAGAGAGAUCCUGAGAGCUCACUGCACAGCAGGUGAUGCAAUGGCAUGUGAGAAAGAGGAGCAGAAUUCUCAGCAGGAAGAUGCUGAGCAAGUGGAUAAACACAGAGACUUAUCGCAAAGACCAAACCAGAAUGCGUCCAGGAGUCAUGAGCAGGGAAAACCCUGUGAGAUUCAGCACAGACCAGAGAGAGAGCAGGGAAACCAGCCAGGGGAGAAAGUGGGUAAAUGUAUUUACUCUCAGGGAACUCAGAAGAACCUCAAGGAAACAACAAUCCAGCAGGAAAUCCUCAUGGGAAAGAGAAAAAAUACAUGCACUGAGUGUGGGAAAAACUUAAGUGAUUACUCAGCCCUUAUUAAACAUCAGAGAAUCCACACAAGAGAGAGGCCCUAUCAAUGCCGUGAGUGUGGGAAAAACUUCACUCACAGAUCAGGCCUUUUUCAACAUCAGAGAAUCCACACAGGGGAGAGGCCCUAUGAAUGCAGUGAGUGUGCGAAAACAUUCAAUCACAGCUCACACCUUAUUACCCAUCAGAGAAUCCACACAGGAGAGAGGCCCUGUGAAUGCAGUGAAUGUGGGAAAAGCUUCACUAGCAGCUCACACCUUAUUACUCAUCAGAGAAUCCACACAGGAGAGAGGCCGUAUGAAUGCAGUGAGUGUGGGAAAACCUUCAAUUGCAGCUCACACCUUAUUACCCAUCAGAGAAUCCACACAGGAGAGAGGCCAUAUGAAUGCAGUGAGUGUGGGAAAACCUUCAAUCGCAGCUCAAACCUUAUUACCCAUCAGAGAAUCCACACAAGGGAGAGGCCCUAUGAAUGCAGUGAGUGUGGGAAAAGCUUCACUAACAGAGCAGCCCAUCUUAAUCAUCAGAGAAUCCACACAGGGGAGAGGCCCUAUGCAUGCAGUGUGUGUGGGAAAAACUUCACGCAUAGAUCAGGACUUUUUCAACAUCAGAAAAUCCACACAGGGGAGAGGCCCUAUCAAUGCAGUGAGUGUGGGAAAACCUUCAUUCGGUGCUCACAUCUUAUUACACAUCAGAGAAUGCACACAGGUGAGAAACCCUAUGAAUGCAGUGAGUGUGGGGAAACCUUCAGUCAACGCUCAAGCCUUGUUAGUCAUCAGAGAAUCCACACUGGGGAGAGGCCCUAUGAAUGCAGUGAGUGUGGGAAAACCUUCAUUCGGUGCUCACAUCUUAUUACACAUCAGAAAAUGCACACAGGUGAGAAACCCUCUGAAUGCAGUGAGUGUGGGAAAACUUUUUUUUGGAGCUCAGACCAUGUUAGGCAUCAGAAAAUCUGCAAGGGAGAUCAACACCAUAAAAGACUCUAGGGCUAUGAAGACUUCUUUUUUUCUUUAAUACUUUGGCUGAUUCCCAUAUAGUAACCUUUAAAGCUGUUUGAAGUGUUUGCAGCACCAUUAUACCUCAGCUUGUCCAGAUGAGGGGCCCAUUUUUGCCUUUUGCAGUUUUCCUGGUUUGGAGAUGGACCCAUUUGUCCUUUCUAUCAACUCCAUUGUCCCAUGAGUAAUUUGAAUAUGCCCUUCCUACAGGGAACCAGGGAGCAUCACAUUUAUCCCAUUCCUCCUAUUGCAAAGUUAUUGUUAGUCACCAAUGAUACAAAUUGUAUCAUAGAAUCAUA